Diabrotica balteata is the source of this 5971-nucleotide messenger RNA. Lineage: Eukaryota; Metazoa; Arthropoda; Insecta; Coleoptera; Chrysomelidae. The record is from the annotation of a GenBank genome assembly.
AUGGUAAAAGUAAAACACUAUACAGGAAUGUUGGAAGAAGUAACUAAAAACACUGCUAGGAAUAUUACAAAUGGCAUUUUACUACAAGUUUGUGAUUUGCAAAAAGUGGAAAAGUGUGACAAAUCUAAAGAAAAAGAAAAAGACGUUUCACCUGAUAAAAUGACAAAAAAGGAUAUCAAAGGUGCACCAAAUGCCAUCACUAUGUUCGCCGCGGAGUUCAUUGGUACUGGUCUUCUAAUGUUCAUAGGCUGCAUGGGUUGUGUUCCUGAAUUUGACAAUCCUGCCGCAGUUCAUCACAUGGCAUCGUUGACUUUCGGAUUAGUAGUCCUGCUUAUCAUUCAGACAUUUGGUCACAUAUCAGGAGCUCACUUAAACCCCGCAGUCACAUUUGCAGCAGUAUUCAUGAAGCUCGUAUCUCCAAUGAUGUCCAUAGUAUAUAUUGCAGCUCAAUUCUUAGGCGCUACUCUAGGUUUUGCCUUACUGAAAGUAUUAUUGCCUACUGAUUUUUAUAAAGAUGGAUUUUGUAUGACACUGCCACAUCCCAAAAUUACUGCAAUGCAAGCAUUAGCAAUAGAGACGAUUAUAACUACAACUUUGAUAUUAAUAGUUUGUGCAGUUUGGGAUAAAAGAAACGAAAAAAAUACAGACUCCACACCUUUGAGGUUUGCCUUAAUUAUCGCUGGAAUUUCCAUGGCUGCGGGCCCUCUAACGGGUGCUAGUAUGAAUACAGCAAGAACUUUUGCUCCAGCCUUACUUCUAGGAAAUUUUAAAGAUCAGUGGGUAUACUGGAUCGGUCCUAACAUUGGGGCAAUUCUAGGGUGCGGUAUAUACAAGGUUUUAUUUGCUUUACCAGAAGAAGAGGAACCACAAACUAGAGAAGAAGUUCUGAGCCUUCAAGACGUUAAACUAGAAAAAUCAUAAGUUACAUAUUUAUGAUUUCAAGUAAAAAGUGUAUUAACAUUACAUCCAGUCUUUGGAACCAUAGUGAGCAGCUACUUGACAUAUAUUUUACAGAAUAUGAAAUGUUUUCUGUAGAAUAAUCCCAUUAAUAUAAUUUAUUGAGACAAAAUGAUUAUUUUUAAACUUUUAUAACGUAGAUCAAAAAUAACUGGACUUUUUGUUAAGUUAUUGUCAUAAAUUUUAUUUGUUUUUACGAUUGAUGGUUUUUAUAUUCGUUAUCAAAGAAUAAAACUGACUGAUGGAUGUAAACGCAACAAUAAUCACUUUUGUGUUAAUAGCAUACCCUGCUGUAUCUAUUAUCUGCUAAAAGAUGAGAUGUUUUAUAGAAACAAGAUUUAUCUGGUCUAAUGUAGCUGACAAUAGUAGGCAGCGAUAAUUAUAACCCCUAAUUAACAAUCAAUAAGCGGUAUCAUCUUAUAAUUUAAGCUAUAGUUGUUAAAUUUUUCCCAGAUUAUUAGCGUGUUCUAUUUUGUAGAUAAAAUAUGUUCAGGGGUAGCUACGUCAUCCUUAAUUAUUUUGAUUUUGGAGUGUCCAUUCAAGAAAUAGCUAUCUAAAUAUAUUCCAUUGCUCAAAGAUAUAGGGAAAGGGUGUACAAUAUUUUACUUAAAGAAAACAUUUUCUUAAACAAAACUUAGUAAAACGAAAAUUAAAGUAUUUGAAACACUUUAGAUGAGUUUUUAACAAAGUAGGAGAAAAUAUGUACGUUUAGCUAAUCUUGCAUAAGUACUUUCCUUUCCUAGAGUAUCUUCAGAGUCAUUUCUCUAGAUGCUCUAGGAAGCGAAAGUACUUGGGCAAGAUUUAAUUAAUAAACUAUGCUCUAUGUCUGUCUUUUAUCUGAUCAAAGUUCAUUUAUUCGAGCAUCAACCUUAUAUCAAAUUAGAUAUUCGUUUCUGAGCACUUCUGAACAACGAAUUCGGUAUAUAAAAGCACUGUGUCAUUAUACCUCCCACUAUAUCAUUUUGUACACCCUUCCCCUAGGAUUAUUUGGCAUCUCUUUUCUUUCAUUUUAUUCUUUUGUAAUUUUUCCAUUUGUCUUAUUGAUCAGCUUAAUUGUCGUAAUUUAUUGCGAUAUUUUUUGAAAUUAAUUUCUAACUAAAAAUUGCAAAGUCUGCAUGGUACCUUUGUGAACUUCCUCGAUGUCCAACAUUCUGGCCCAUAGAGAUUCACUGGUACAAUCAAACCAUUGACCAGUCGUGGCUUAUACUCUAACUAGCACAAUUUCCUAGAUUUUUUUAACCAAUGGAAUAUUUAGUCAGCGCUGCCUUUCAAAGUGCUGGUCUCAGCUUAAUUUUAGGUAACCUGACACACAAACUGUACUACAAAAGUUAUACCAGAUAUUUCUCAAGAUCGUCUUUGGUGUUAAUAAUAUUUAUUAUUAUAAAUAAUAUAGUAAUUAUUAUUAAUAUAGUAAUAUUUUUUUAUAGUUGGUUUAUUCUGAGAUGUGCAGUUUUUAUGUAUGUAAAUUUUAAUUUUUAAAAUACCGUUUUAUCAAAGCGGCGAAUACCUACGAUUACAGUUAGUAAAAUUAAAUAAGUCUGCUGAGAUAUGCAGAUGACAAAUAGAAUACCUUGAUUCAGUGGGUGUACCUUAAAAAAAUCCUGUUAUUAUUUGAUCAAUUCCAAUAUACCUAGUAGGUUGUAUUGUAUAAAUAAGAUGAUUAUAUAUUUAAUUAUGUUAGGAAGAUUAUGACAAAUGUCAUAUUGACAUUUUAGACUGUAAAAAAUAUACAAGAAAUUUACUAAAUUAUUUUAUAACUUUGAUUUAAUUUAGUUUAUGCAUAUCAUUUUAAACUUUAGACAUUUUAUGUAACCAAAGCAAAACACCAUCUAACAACACAUCCAAGAAGUGAACAUUUAAAUUUUGUUUUAAAUUACAAAUCGUAAUUCAUGGAAACAUUAAAAAGUUGUUGAUAUUUUUAUUAAUAGUAACUAAAUACCAUACGAUUUAUAUUUAACCCUUUCACUGAGGGGACCUUAAAAAUUGAUGCAUGUCCCAUGCGCGUUAAAUCUACGAAUGCGAGUAUACUCGUUAUGAGCAGUUGACUAGUUGACCCUCCGCGAUUAUACUCGUCUGGAGAAGCGCACCGUACAGGACCAAUACACUAGCAGAACAGUUUUAAUUUUAAUUUUUAGUUCAGAUUUUUUCGGAUAUCUGAUUAUGAAAUAAGAGUUAACAAAGUGACAGACAGUUUAUAUUGAUAGUACCGAACAAAAUUCGAAAUAAAUAAGAAACCACUUAUCAUUCUUACAGAGCUAUAACGAUGAUGUCAAUUUUUGUAAAGCAUUUGAAUCAAAAGUCUUUUUUUUGUGUGCUAAAUACCAAAACAAGGCACACCACAAAGUGCUACAUGACAGACAGGGCACAUAUAUCUUGAUUCUGCGCGUUUUUUAUUUUUGUCGCAUACAACGCACCUCCUAGUCGGAUUUUUUUUAAAGGUUGUCGGUGGAACUACAUCAAAAAAAUGUCUUUCUGUGAGCCUCAAAUCACAUUCACCUCCACAUCUUCGCCUUCUUCCAUGUGGAAAGAUGAAACAUGAUAUUUAGCUAUAAUUUCUUCUACUAAUCUGAGUUGGAAUUUGGCUACUGGAAUAUUUUCGCCAGUUUUAGCUUUAUAAAGCUGAUAAGAGUUUAAUACAGCCAGAUCCAACAAAUGGAAAAACACCUUCUUGUACCAUUUAAUGGUUUUCCUGACACUUUCUAUCGAUGUAAGUAGCAUGUCCAAUUUGUCGACUGAUCCCAUAUUAUUAUUAUAUCCAAUGAUACAAUGUGGUUUUUUAAUAAUGUCUCGUGUAAGAUAAUCUACACAUUCCGUAUUUCUUAGUUACGCAGGUAACAGCUAGUGAGCAUGCAAACUUCACGCUCAUCUUGCCAUUUCAGCAUGAGAAGUUUAUCUGUAGAUCUGGGCACAACUUCACGACUUUUAAGUUUUCUGUUUGGCAUAAAUUUUCUGUUUGAUUUUACUGUUCCACAGGUAUUUGUUUUAAGAUCGUGAAGGUGUGAGAAUAACAUAGGACUUGAGUACCAGUUAUCUACAAAUAGGCUAUGUUGAAAUUUUGUUCAAGUAAGGCUUUAAAAGUGACAAAACAAUGUCACCAGAUUUUCCCAGUUUUUCAAUUUCAUAUUCUUCAAUAUCAGAUAUGGCUCUCGUGUAUAUGAUGAAGUGGAGAACAUAGCUGGUUUCACAAUCACAAAGGAGAAAAAAUUUACUUCCAAACCGAUGUCUUUUUAAAGGAAUAUACUGUUUGAAAAAAAGUCUGCCUUUAUAUAAUAACAGACUUUCAUCUAUGCAAAGAUUUUGAAACGGACUGAAAUUUUCUCUAAAUUUGGUUUUCAAAUUAUCGACUGUUUUUUGUUGUUUGUUUGUGUUUAAAUGACUGUGGACACUAAAUCCAUUCGCCAAAAGAUUUGCCAAUUAGAUAUGACGAUGAUCGACUGUAAUCAUUAUCUUACGUAAAUUGUCUCUUUUGACAGGCUCUUCAUCAUUAUCAACAAAAUGCAUCAUCCGCAAAAUUAGUAGAAAGCGAUUUCUUGUCAUAAGGAGCAAAAAUGUUGGAGUAUUCAUAAAAGGUACUAAUCCAAUCAUAAUUGACAUUCGAUUUUUUCGUCUGGAGUAUCAACAGAUUGAUUGCUAAAAAGCAGUACAUUUUAUUUAUAUUAACUAAUUUUCAUCGUUGUAGACGUGAAUUCGCAUCAACCUGUUGUCUACUUUCCUGUUCAUAGUAUGGGUGUUUGGGUGUAAUUUUCUUCAUUAUUUGGGGCGUAACAAAGCUUUCAAAAAAUCUACAGCAUGUGGCGUAUCUGAUAAACUAUCAAUUUUACAUCCAGAAUUGUUAUUAUCAAAAAGGUUUAUGACCGGUAAAAACUUUUAAUCUUUCCAAAGAAAUGCCGCAGCUUGCAUAGUUGUUGUUAACUGUUCGGCUGGUGUGUUUUUCAAUUCAUCUCCAGUUUCAUUUUCUGCAUCAUCUUCAGCCUCGUUUUCAGCAACAUUUUGUGAUUUUUCCACGAGCGUUGAUGUUAGAAUGAAAUAAAUGCUUAUUUAAAAUCAACACGAACACAAAAAUAUAUAACAGACGUUUUGAGAUCAACGUGCAGUACAAAAAGCCUAAUACAUAUAUAUUAAGUUCACCUUCUGCAUCUUCUGUAUCGCUUUUUGGCCAUCCAUCGUCACUCUCAUAAUGGUUCAUAAAAUCAUCUUCAAAAUCACUUUCUUCUAGCAUACGCGCGAGAUCUGCAUCAGUAAGAUAUUUCCGACUCAUUUCCGUGACGGAUAAAACAAUACUGAUUCGAGUUCAAAUUGCAACCAAGCAAAUAUUUUGUAUAGUACCUUAUGCGAGUUAACUCGUCUAGAGCAGUCUGAGCGUAUGUACUGUCGGUGUGCGCAAACAGAGACAGAAUGCAAGAUUCGAUUUGUCUAUGAAGAGGUGACGUCAUAUAUCGAAUAACAAUGCUCUACUGUAUAUUGAAACAGUUCUAGAGCAGUCAGCAUAUCAGCAAGUAUACUCGUCAAGUGCAGUGAAAGGGUUAAAUUUAUAAUCGAUACUGUGAUUGCAUUUUAUAAAAGGACACCAAAUUGUCACCUAAAAAAGUAUAUGUUAAAUUUUGUUAGUGAAAUAUCGAACAAAUGUUUUGCAUUUUAAGUAACUAUUGAUAUAGGUAAAUAAUUCAUUAAUAUAAGUAAUAGUUUAUAUAAUUAACACACUGUAUAAUUUUUUGAAUAGAGGGUAAUUAGUUUACUGAUUGUUUUUAAAAAUUGACAAUGCAUUUUAGCUAAAAAUUACUUUCUAUUUUGUUUUUAUCAAAUAUACCUAAAUACAAGACUUUUUAUAAUUCUUAAUUUAAAUUUUCUUUAAAUUUUAACAAAUUUUAUUAAAAAAAAUUACUCAUAUACAUACAUUGUCCAUUUAUUUUGGUGUAAAUAUAUUUAUUUCUAUAAAUCUAGUGUUAGUUGCAGAUAUAUUUAUUUUUUGAUAUAUAUAAAAAAUCUAUUUGUAAUUAAAAAUAUUUGAAAACGU